AGUGCUCAUUCUAUUUUUAUGGCUGGUCCAGACCCCUGGUAUUUGACACCCACAGGAAUGACACAGCUUUCCCAUGAACAUUUACCUCUGCAAAAGGUCUCUUACCACCCUCUGUACUUUUCUUCUGCCCAACAGCAAAAUACAGCUCUACUUCCCCAAAUUUUCUAUCUCUGGGAGCUAUGAAAUAACAAACAUACUUAGCAAGAUGGGAAUUGUGGACGUGUUCACCAACCAGGCAGAUCUCUCCGGCAUCACUGGUGUCCCAGAGCUGAAGGUUUCUAAAGUUGUCCAUAAGGCUGCUCUGGAUGUUGAUGAGAGAGGAACUGAGGCAGCAGCAAUAAUUGCUCCUAAAAUAAUGGCCCUCACUCUUGCUCCAGCCAUUGAAUUCAACCGUCCCUUCCUGAUGCUGAUUUUUGACAGAGACACAAACAGUACUCUCUUCAUAGGAAAAAUAGCUAACCCAACUACCACUAACAGAAGUGAGAUAUGAACUCUAAUUAUUGUUACUAAUUAAAGAAGAUGUGAAACUGCAUGAUGCUUAUUUCUAUUUGCACCAGUGUAGCAUACAGCUCUUUUCCAGGAGGAGUUUUUAUUCUAGGUCAUUACCAAAAAUUCUAGGUACUGAUUGUGACACUUUCUUAGGAGGAAGUAUGAAAAAAUGGUUUAAAUUCUUCUACCAAAGAAUGACUUUUUAUUUGACUGAGAAACAAGGGAAGACCUGUUAAGAUUCGACAGUAUUCAGAGAUAAAUAUUUGUAUAAUAAUGGAAGACUCCUGCUUAGCAAUUCAUUGUCAGUCAGAAUAUCAGAUUAAAUGAUUAACACUUCUGCAAACAAAGCCUAAGCAGUUGUAAUUUACCAUAAAUACAUAAGCAAGUAAAUAAGAAAUGAGAAAAGCUGAAUCAACAAAGUAGGGUCAUAGGAGACUGAAGCUUCCAUUAACACUGAGUACAUGAGGAGUUAUUUUCCAGCAGGCACAGAGAAGUCUCUUCUCCAUCAUUCAUCACUUUGCAUUAAUCUAGCAGCAAAUAUUUCUGUAAAACCUUCCUUCAGCUCAAAACAGAGCUUUUCUUCAGCCCGAGGACUUCCAAACAAGUAUUGUCUAUUUGACAGACUUAGCACACAUUAGUAGUUGACUCUUCACACAUGCAUCCAUCAGUGGUCAGGAAGAUGUAGCUAGAUGAGCAGGUGAGGUAUUUGGACAACAAUUAUCCAAGCAUAUUGUCAGAUCAGAUUUGUAGAAAACGCCUAAUUAGGGUCUAGCAGAGUGCCAUCCUUCCAUAGCUACCAAGGUAGGUAUGUAGGUAUCACCCUGUGAGCAGAUCUCCGGACUCAUGGAGUGCUGACAGCCAACUAUGAGACUUAGAACAGCCUGAGGGCAGAAUGAUAACCUCUUUCAACAGACUUGCUUUGAAAGUGGAUACAAGAACACAGCUAACUCUUAACUACAACUGCAGUUUUGGAAGCAAGUGAAAUGGUAUCACAGCAUCAGAAAACACUGUAGGAGCAGCCAAAUGGCUUGGGAUGCAAGAAGCUUCAGCCAUAUGUUGAACAGUCUCUGAAAUUACAGCAAGGGUGAUUUUCAGCCUGACACACAUAAGGAAGACCAAAGUACUGUCUCUCCUUUACUGCCAAAAGAAAAUUUCCCUUUCCAUUCUGUUUCUAAUAAAAAUUCUCCAGUUGACUGUCA
Lagopus leucura (white-tailed ptarmigan) is the source of this 1688-nucleotide messenger RNA. Its product is annotated as alpha-1-antiproteinase-like. The transcript is spliced from 2 exons. The coding region runs from base 74 to 490 and encodes 138 amino acids. The record is from RefSeq and is a predicted model, not a curated record. NCBI's taxonomy places the organism in Eukaryota, Metazoa, Chordata, Aves, Galliformes, Phasianidae. Gene Ontology annotation, biological process: negative regulation of endopeptidase activity. Gene Ontology annotation, molecular function: serine-type endopeptidase inhibitor activity.